Mercenaria mercenaria is the source of this 3179-nucleotide messenger RNA. Its product is annotated as BTB/POZ domain-containing protein 6-like. Gene Ontology annotation, molecular function: protein binding. Bases 71 to 757 code for a protein of 228 amino acids. Gene Ontology annotation, biological process: neurogenesis. The record is from RefSeq and is a predicted model, not a curated record. The transcript is spliced from 3 exons. NCBI's taxonomy places the organism in Eukaryota, Metazoa, Mollusca, Bivalvia, Venerida, Veneridae. Gene Ontology annotation, cellular component: cytosol.
AUUGCGUUGAGUAUAGACAAAUAUUAAUAUCGAAAGUAGGCUUUUAAAGAUUUUCUGUGGAUAAUUUAAAAUGGUAAGUCCUACAGCUUGGCAAAUGGAAAGAUCAUUUGAACAGACAAACUGGCACAUGUUGCAAGAUGGCAGACUUUGUGACGUCACUUUCUUGGUGGGGAAUGACAUAAAAGAAGAAGUGAAAGCUCACAAAUUUAUCCUGGCGAGCAGAAGUCCUGUAUUCUAUGCUAUGUUCUGUGGCUCACUUGCAGAGUCAAGUAAUACCAUACAAGUUCCAGAUAUAGAACCCGAGAUAUUCCGAGCGUUACUACGGUUCAUUUAUACAGAAGAUUGCACAAUCAACGAAGACAACGUCAUGCCUCUUUUAUACAGUGCGAAGAAGUAUGAAAACAGCCGGCUUACAGAGAAAUGUAAAGAUUAUUUAAAUACCCAGCUUUCUAUCGACAACGUCUGUGUCAUAUUACAGCAUGUACACAAGUUCGAUGAAACUGAACUAGGACAAAAGUGUCUUGAAUUCAUUUUUGAAGAUGGAGAAAACGUACUAAAAUCCGAUGGAUUUGCUUCUCUACCAAAAGAAGUACUUCAGAAAAUUAUCGAAUCGGAUAAUCUCAAUGCGGACGAAUUAAGUAUUUACGAUGCAUGCAAGAGAUGGGCCGUUGAACAGCAGAAACAAAAAUGUAAGAAACAGAAAUAUCCCGGAACUGAGCUUAGACAGGAACUAGGAGAAAUAGUAUAUAUUAUAUAAGAUUCCCUACAAUGUCGUCUGAAACUUUUGCAAAACGUGUAGCCAUAGAAGACCUUUUAACACCAGAAGAAAAGGUCAGUGUUUUUCAAAGCUUAGCAGGUGUCGACACCAAAAUGCUAUUGCAUCGGUUUCGUAAUACUAAUCGUAAACGAGUACGGACACAACACUUAAAAUUGUCAAGAUCAGAUUUAAACUACAUCUAUGGUUGGAAUUAUGGUGGCUCUCCAGAUGCAAUGAACUUUAAAGUGUCCAGUAAGUCUAGGCUUUUAGGCGUGAGUCUGUUUGCGCCGCGUUCGACGGGAACGGUAGAGGGAGAAGUUAGUUUAAAAAUUGGAGUUACUACUUUAGCAUCUAAAAGUGAUCUUAGGAUAAACUAUCAGCAGUCGAAGUACGUCGAGGAUGUGCUGUUUGAUCAACCAUACACAGUUAAACCAGGGGUGGAAUAUACAAUACAUACUUUGCUGAAAGGCGCACAAACAUAUAGCGGCAAAAAAGGUAAACAGAAGAUUUCCUCUGGUGCAUUUGAUGUGACUAUCUUCCAUUGUGCUGCAAGUACAAAUGGCACUUCCGUAAAAAGUGGUCAAAUUCAUUCUCUAAUUCUAGAAGUAUUUACUACUGCCUGAAAACUCAAAUUAAACGGACUGGACUCCAGGUUUCGGCUAAAAUGAUCUUAUUUGGUCAUAUUAUCAACAUUAGGUCAUGGGUUUUUGUUUAUAGACUUUAAAAAAAAAGUUAAAUCAAUAAAUAAAUUUCUGUGUCGGGAAUCGAACACGUGUUGCCUCGGAAAUAAAAAAUUCCUAUAGGAGGAAUUCGUACUGAACGCCUAUUUAUAUAAAGCUUUAUAAUUUAGGCAGUUUACCUCCACUACCCCCUUACCAAGCGCUUCAGCUUAAAAUGGAAAAAAUAGCAUAUAAAUUUAUUUUCAUGUGUUUUCAUAACAAAUUACCUAUCAGUAACUAAGUUUCAAAGCCAUCUUAAGAAAUUAAGCAUUAACUAUCUUAGAAGUUUCUUUUUUCUUUGUUUUCCGUUCGAAUGCGAAAUCUUUAAACAGAUGUGUCUUAUAAAAACCUAGCUCAUAACCUUUUGUAAUGACAUAACAUGUGAAAUAAUAGUCAAUUACACUCAAACAUUAACUACAUUUUCUCUGAUACUGAAUUCGCCCUAGCUUUAUUUGGCUAGUGAGACAAACUUUCUUUGAUUCAAUUCCACAGUGUUCUAACAGGUGAAAACAGAAAAAAAUCAUGUUACCUGACGAAAAGGAGACCGGUCGUCCACAAAAAAUUUCAACGAGGAUGAGUAGCAUCAAGUCUAAAUAUGUCAUGUAAUAAUAACUUCACGUUUUUUGUUUUCUAAACGAAACCGACUGUUUGAGAAUAUCCACGCCUAAACCAAGCAGCAGUAUUCAACUGUGACUCUAGUAAGAUUUCGCGGGUGUGCAAAAACUCUUAAAAAGGCGAUUUUAGUAGCAUUUCAUCCCUCCUUUUUUGCACUAUCUUUUUAUAGUGAAGUGGUUUGAGAAUAAUCUACGCGUAGUCUCAUGUGCGGUAAAUUACUUAAUGUUCUAUAAAAGUUGAAAUCCACGAAUUUGUAUCCCCAUGAAAUACCCGCUUUGACCAAACACCCUCGAAAUUAAAUGAUUCCACAGCAUAUACUUUGUUAAUCAUCACUUUGAAUUGAGUCAUGAAUUUCAAAACUAAUGUCUGUCUUAUCUUGUUUUACUCACUCCGAUGAUUUAUGUAUAUUCUAUGUAAAACUGUCUCAAAUGGCAUUGUUUAUAAAGAAGGUUAAUAUAUAUUUAGACAUAUUUUUUUUUUUUUUAAAUUGUAAAAUGAAGUAAAAAAUCAAGAUUUUGAGGUUUCUCCCAUAUAUAUAUAUACUUACAUUUCAAAAUGACCUGAUACAAGGGCCGAGUGGUUGAGGUCGCUAGCUUCAAAUCACAUGUCGAUGUGGGUUCGAGCCUCAUUCGGGGCGUAGAAUUCUUAAUGUGAGGAAGCCAUCCAGCUGGCUUAUGGAAGGCCGGUGGUUCUACCUAGGUGCCCACUCGUGAUGAAAUAAUCAAAGCUGGAGAAUCGCCAUAUGACUCGAGGUUCAUAACAAGAUGACGGCGUCCAUACAAAACCUCGCCCUACUCAUGAACUGGAAAAUGCCUACUAUGAAACUUUUCAUUUGUUUCCCGAUCGGCCAGGUUUGUGUUCAUGGCAGUCAAACCUUGAUCGUACGAUAGCUUAUAGCGUUGACUGUGCAAUAAAUGUUGUUACUAUGGAAAGGUAAAAGGUCCAAUAUCAUAAUCGAAUCCAGGAUCACUAAAGUAUUGAACAGAACUCAAUCAAGAGUUGAUAAUAUAUGAAAACCACCGUUCAGCCAUUUAACAUAUUGUACGAAUUUUACCAAGCGGGUCACUUUAGAAAAGGUUUAGAAACGG